Molecule: messenger RNA, 7697 nt
Organism: Patella vulgata (common limpet)
Lineage: Eukaryota; Metazoa; Mollusca; Gastropoda; Patellidae
Product: ubiquitin carboxyl-terminal hydrolase 8
Exons: 24
Coding region: 147-3683 (1178 amino acids)
Biological process (GO): protein deubiquitination
Molecular function (GO): cysteine-type deubiquitinase activity; protein binding
Source: RefSeq, a predicted model, not a curated record
CUCUUACACUGAGACUGGAUAUUCGAAAAGACAAGUAUGUCCUAAUUUCCUGUCAGAAGCGAAAAAAGAAGACAAACUCUUUCGAAUUUUAACAAUGUUCUCUGCAUGAAUUUUCUAUACCAUACCGUAAGGAGUAAAUCGUCAAAAUGCCAGGAGCUACAUCAAAGAAAGAUUUAUAUUUGGGGAAAAGCAUGACAGAUUUGAAUAGUUAUUGUACUGUCAAAGAUCUUGGACCUAAUGUAAAGUUACUGAUCAAAUCAGCAGAAAAGACAUUUCAAGAAGCCGUAAAGCAAGAUGACUGUGGUGAUGAAGAACGGUCAUAUAUUCUGUAUAUGAAAUAUUUUAAUGUCGUACAGCAAGCCAAAAAACAGUCAGAGUAUAAAAAACAGAAGGAAUACUAUGAUAGUUUAUUGGGAAGUAAAAAUCAAAUGAAAGCUAUUCAGAGGGCUGAGUCUUUGUCCCAAAGUCUAAAAGAAAGGUAUGAUUUAAUAGAAGCUGAAUCUAUUGCUAAGAAAUUAUCAAAGUUGGAUGCUAAAACAGAAAUAAAGAAUGAUGAAAAUGAGAAGAUAGAAGAAAAAAUACUAGAUAAAGAAAAGGGAGAAAAGGGCAGCUCUAAUAUUUUGUCAGAUAGGCCUACAGAGAAGAAGAAGAAAGAGAGUAUAGGAAGUAUAUUACCAACACAUUUAUAUGAUAUAAUGAAAGAUAAAGAAAUAGAGAUGUUAAUAAUGGAUGUACGAACAGUCAUAGAUUAUAAUCAAUCACACAUAGAUCAUAUCAACUGUAUUAAUGUACCUGUAGAUAUAGUACCACCUGGUACAACAUGUAGAUAUAUAGAAAAGGAUCUACCGGCAGAAUCGAUAUCAUUAUGGUCAAAAAGGGGAAGUGUAGAUCAUAUUAUAUUAUUAGACUGGAAUUCUACAUUAGAAAUGGCCAAAGUUGGUACAACACUCAAUACAUUAAAAGAUGCACUGUUUAAAUAUGAUUCUAAGUUUAUACUAAAGAGUGAACCAUUGAUAUUAGAGGGUGGUUAUAGUAAUUGGUUAUUAUAUUAUCCAAUGAAAACAACUAAUCCACACAUAGACAGACCAAUACUUACAGCUAAAGAUCCCCUUGCACUUUUGGAUUUUGAUUACCCAAAAUUUGAAGAUGAAGAAAUUAAACCCAAGCAAUCACAACCUGUGUUACAGAAAGAAACGCCUAGCCCCAGUAAUUCAGAGAAAAAUUUUGAAUUCCCGCAAUUUGACAGAAGCACAAAACCUAAGCCCAGUGGAACAAUAGCGUCAAAAAAAACUUUCAACCAAUUAAAUGAAAUGACAUUAAAUAACAUAAAAAAUUCUCCAGUUACAGAGAAAUCUGUAUCUUCAGAGAUAUUAAAUCAAAAUACUUUAUAUCCUAGUAUGUCUAAUCUACCCAGUAGCAGUGGUAGUCUUAAAAAUACAAACAUUGCUCAAGCUAGUAGGCCUCAUAAGUCAGUUGACAACAAACCACUUAAUACACUAAAACAGCAGCAAACGGAAGAAUUUAAACAGCGCCAAAAAGAACUAGAUGAAAGUGAAUUACAAAAAAUUGAAAAUCUGGAAAAGAUUCGUAAAAAACAAGAAAAAGAUGUGGCUAAUCUGAUGAGAAUGAAAAGAAAUUUACAAGAAGAAUUAAAGAAUGAACGAUUGGACCAAGAAGAAAGAAGACGGAAAUAUUUAGAGGAAGAACAGUUAAAAUUACAAGAGAUAGAGAAAAAGAAAGAACAAGAUGUUUUAAAAGCUAAACUGGAGGAACUAGAUAAAUUACGACAUGAAAGAAAAUUAGCUGAACAAAAAAGGAUACAAGAUGAACGUGAGACAGUAGACGCUGCUGAAAAAAGGGAAAGAUUAAGGAAGGAACAGAUUGCAGCUGAAAAUGCAGAAAAAUUGAAACUUGAAAAUGAAAGGCAAGAACAGAUAACUAAAGACCAACAGGCAAAAAUAAAAUCGGAGAAAAGUAAGGAAGCAGAAAGACAAGAACAAAUCCUACGGGAUAGACAAAAUAGAAUAGAAUUAGAAAAAAGAAAAGAAGUAGAAAGAUUAGCUUUGGAAAAAAAGAAAAGAGAAGAUGAACAGAGAUUGAAAGAAGAACAGCAACGUGUAGAAAAUGAACAGCUUGCUGAAGAAAGACUGAAAGUACAGCAAGCUCAGAUUGAAGCUGAUAAAUCUAAAGCUGAAAAAGCCAGAAUUGAGGCAGAUAAGGCCAGAAAAUUAGCAGAAGAAAAAAUCAACAGAAUGCAAAGUCAACCAUCUCAACCAAAGGUUUAUCCAUCACCUAAUCUACCUGUAGGAUGGGAGAAAAGAUUAGAUCGAAGUACUAAUAGAUAUUUCUAUAUAGAUCAUAAUAAAGGUGAAACACACUGGGAACCCCCACAAAUUAACAGAACACCCAAUAAAGGGAAUUUUACAACUAAAAUAAAAGAAGAACCUACAACACCAACAUCUACUGGUUUAAAAAGAUCUUUUUCUUCACCUGACAUCAUGAAAUUAAUGGAACAGGAAGAAAGAAUUCAACAACCAUCUAUAAAUAGAUCAGUUAAACCAGCUAUAAGAACUGAACCUAAGACAUAUAUUAAAGCUCCUGUGAAAAGAAGAGAUCUUAAUCCUAUCUAUGGCAACGUGGGUGCAGCAUUAACAGGGCUAAGAAAUCUGGGUAAUACAUGUUAUAUGAAUUCUACCAUACAGUGCCUAAAUCAUACCACACCAUUAGUAUCUUAUUUUGUUAGUGAUAUUUUUGAACGAGAUAUAAACAGAUCUAGUUUUUUGGGUAUGAAUGGCGAAGUUGUUGAUGAAUUUGCUGUUGUUGUUAAAGCUCUGUGGUCAGGACAGUAUCGCUGUAUUACACCGAAAGAUUUAAAGAGCACUAUUGGUAAAUAUAACCCUAUGUUUGCUGGAUAUGAACAACAAGAUUCCCAAGAAUUGCUUACAUUUUUACUGGACGGUUUACAUGAAGGUUUGAAUGAGGUUAAACAUAGACCACAGAUUCCUGAUCAGAAUAAUGAUAAUCUGUCAGACAUCAGAGCGGCGGAACUAGCGUGGGAAAAUCAUAAAAAACUUAAUCUUUCUGUUAUUGUAUCAUUAUUCCAGGGCCAGUUGAAGUCAACUGUAAAAUGUUUAGAGUGUGGUAAAGAAUCUGCUACAUUUGAAGCAUUUAUGUAUUUGUCUUUACCUAUACCAGAUAAAUCACGAUGUUCAUUAAAGGAUUGUAUAGAGAAGUUUUUAAAACCUGAAAUGAUGACUGGGAGUUCUAGAUAUAAAUGUACAGCAUGUAAAGUACCACGAGAUGCUGUUAAGAGAAUACAGCUAUUUAAAUUACCUCCGAUAUUGUUGAUAGGACUCAAUAGAUUUGUUAGUGAUGGUAUGUGGAUGCAGAAGAAGACAACUUAUGUAGAUUUUGGUAUAAAUGAUAUAACCUUUAACGAUUGUGUUAUUGGACCGAGACCAAAGUCCUAUAAUUUAUAUGCUGUAUCUAAUCAUUAUGGAACAAUGGAAGGUGGACAUUAUACAGCAUAUUGUAGAAAUCCUAGCUUAAGAAAAUGGUUUAAAUUUGAUGAUCAUGAAGUGUAUGAGAUAUCUUUGUCUGAUGUUAAGUCAUCAGCAGGUUAUCUGUUGUUUUACACAUCGAUGGAACUGCCAAUACCAGAAUUUAAACCCCAGUUAAGAUAGUAUUAUAUAGUUAACAUAUUUCACUGUAUAUAUAUAUAUAUAAGCACACUUGAUUGUAAAAUGGACAAAAUUUACUCAUCAUUUGUAAAUUGCUUAAUGAUUUUAAUUUGUUACACACCCACACUAGUCAAUCCUGACUUUCAUUUCAUUGCAAGAUUAAAACUAUUUAAAAUACAGAUGUAACAUCAUCCUUUGAUGGUACAGGCACUAUGCUAAUCAUACAAUAAUUAUACAAGAUGGUGAAAAUUAUUAGAUUUGUCUUAUUUUCAUAGAAAUUCAUGUGCCUGAUAUUGUAUCUGUAAUUUAAGUUGUUUAAAGUAGCUAAGUCUCUAUCUCAAUAUCAUCCAAAGCAGUGAUGGGAUUUCAAAAUUUUUCUUGUCGGACAUUUUACCGAAAAUAAAGGGGCAUAACUCUUAUCGUUAUUUAAGCAGACGAAUUCGUACCACAAUUAAAAGUCACAUGUCAAAAUAUUCAAAUCCCGUACGUAAUAAAAAUAGGUGAACCUCGCUAUUUUUCAUAUUUAAUUCCCGUACAGUAUUCAAUUCAUACCACAAUUAAAAACCACAUGUCAACAAAAUAUUCAAAUCCCGUACGUAAUAAAAAUUGGUGACCUCGCUAUUUUUCACACUUAAUUCCCGUACGGCAUUCAAAUUUAUGUCAGUAAAUGUCCUACAAAAUUAAGCAUUUUCGUAAUAUGUUGAAUGAAAGCUUGCCGAUCCUGCUUCGGCAUCAAAUUCACAACCAUAAUAUUCCUUUAGAAUUACGUGUCUUCGUUUAUACGGCUGCAAAUGAAUGCAGAACUUCCGAAAUAGGUAAAUCACUUGUAAACAGGCAUAGCUAACUUCAGCGAAUAACACUCUUUCAUAGUCACGACAGAGUGACAGGCAUCAUAGGCAACACAGCAGAAUGAUUGACAUGCUUCUUAAUUCCCGCCUACAAAUACGUUAGAAUUUCUGCUCAUAUAGCUAUUGGUAGCCCCUCCCCUUUUUGUUAUUUUGCUGGGUGCGUACUAGUCUCGGUCACCCAGAAACUCCUAGUCUUCAACAUAUUCGUAGAAUAUUUUUCUGGAUAAUAGAGACUAAUAGCCUACGUGACUCACAUCACACGGCUUCAUAGUAAGCACUGCCUUAUAAUAUGUUAAGCAAUAUUCGUGCCGCGCUUGAGAUCAAGGGAAAGUGCCACUGUGGAUGAGAAUUUCUAUAUGGAUUCUUAAAAGACGUAAAAGAUCUCGUAGACAAAAUGACUGUCCAUUGAUUUAGGGUGUUAUUUACUCUUACGAUAUGUGACAUCUUUGAUUAGUUUAUUAUAGAUGAUGUCGGCUCACAUCAAUGCGAUUAAGAUGCCCGACAAAUGAGAAACCACGAGGUAAACAGGUGGAUUAAAAUUAUAAUCAUUCUUAUUGAAUUGAUGAAUAGUCCGACAAAAGGAAAGCAAUGACUUCUGUUUAAGAUUAGAUUGAUGAAUUGUCCGACAAAGGAUUAAGUCAGUCAAUCAAGGCAGAUUAAGUAGUUAAAUCAAGGUAGGUUUAUACUAUAGACGGUAUAACACGAUAAAUACGUUGAUCACUUAAUUACCUAAUAAACCCAGCGUAUUAUCGACGAUAAUCGGGUUGAGUGGUAGUUAUACACUCAGUAAACUAUAUUAAUUUCGGAAUUUUGAAUAUUAUUCACCAUGUCUUGAUGUCCGAUUGGGCAUAUUCCUGGUCGGACAAUUUUGGGCGUUUGGAAAAAAGAUUCGGACAAGUCCGGAAUAUACGGGCAAAAUCCCAUCACUGAUCCAAAGUCUUGAAAACACAAAAUAUCUGUCAAUUUAAAUCAACAUUGAUGAUGUGAUCAUAUCGGGAAAAUAUGGGCUUCUGAUAUCCAAUAUUUAAGACAAAAUAAACAGUUUACCAUUGGUACACGAAUCGUGUACCAUAAUGCAUUUCAGCGCCAUUUGUAACAAGGGACUCGAAGAACGAGGCUAGACAUAUUCCACAAGUCAUAUCAAACGAUGACCUCAUAUUCUUAUCUGGAUAGCAUGCGCAAUAAAUACUAUCGGUGUAGACUGGAAUAACUAGACGCUAGAGAUUGCCAUUCAAUUGAGACUUCUGGCGUUUCUCGCCGAACAUAACUGAUUAGAAAUUACAGUAAAAACAGAAACGGUUCAAUGUAAAUCAGUUUAUAUACAUUCAGAUUACAUUAUUAUAUGGGUUGCGACCCAUUUGUGUCAAUUUCUAGGUCCAAAAUAUUAGCGAUUUAGCUCCUUUAAAGGUCUAGAGCAAGACUUCAUGAGCCCAGUAGGAGUAGAACAGUAGGACUUUUAACCCCAUUUCAUUUCAUUUCUCAAGAUAUCACUUCAUGUGUCUCUCUCUACCUCUAAACCACAAUAAUUCAGUUUAAUAGCUUAAUGACCUUUAUGUGAAUUUCUGAGUAUAAAAAAAGAAUUAGCUUAUACAUAAAGCUAUGACCAUAUAAUUUAUAUAGGCUUAAAAUAACAUGGAUUGCCAGCCUCAAGAACAACUUGAAGGUGAAAAAAUCUUCUUAGCUUUUAUUUAAACAUAGAAAAUGUUUUCAUUGAGGAUAUUUUGCCAUUGUACAAUAACUUCUGGUCAAGUUUGGUGGUCAUAGAUUGACAGUAAUAUUAAGUAUUAGAAUAAAUAUGAGAAUACUGUAUAUUUAUGCAAAAUUUAUAUUAAAUUGAGAAGUUUUAAUUCUUUAAUUGUGUAUAUAUUGUAAAAAGUGUAAAUAUGUUACAUAUAUAUAAAAUUCAUUUGACAAAAUGAAACUACAUAAUUUGUGGUAACGUUUUAACAACUGAAGUUGCUCUUCGGGAAUUUAUUAUAACAUUAAUUAUAAUUAUGAUUUUUAUGUAGAUAUUGUACAUUAUGAUAUUAUUGUAAUCAAGUCUUUCAGUUUUAAAUGUAUCAAAUCAAAACAGUUCUUUUGCAAUCUGUAUACUAGUAAAAGAGUAAAUGAAGCACUGUUUUCCAAAACGCACUGCUGUUUUGAAGUGAAAGCAGGAAAUUUUCUUAGAAAAUAAAAGACAAAAUGAUGAAAUUAUACAUCAAUGGAUUUAAACCAAUAUUUUAUUUAUUCUUUUUCAAAUAAAUAAUAUUUAAAUUAUAUUAGAUGGGUAUAAGGAAUAUGAAAAUGAUUCCGGUAAAAAGGGUGGCAUUAUCACAUUUUGAACAAGAGCUCUAUAAAAAUUAACUAGACCUGCACAUCUGGCAAUUUUAACAAACAGGUGAAUAAUGAGGACACUUGCAACCGUUUUAGUAAACUAAAUUGUUUUUGCUUCUCAACACUUCUAUACUUAUGUUUAAAACAUAUUUAUACUUUUUUUGUUUUAAUUUGCACUAGUAAAAUAUAUAUCAUUAAAAAUUUUAAUAGCUGUAUUAUGAUGCCUUUGAAUUGUGAUAAUAAUAUAAUAUUAAUAAUCAAUAUUGAAUGAGGUGCCAAGCUCAUGUCAUGUGUCAUCAUUUUGAAAUAAUAUGCGGCAUAAUACUGGAGCUUUAUUUUCCAUCCAAGAAUAUAAUGGUAAAAUAUAAAUGCUUUUUGUCUUUGAACUAAUGUACAUUUGUAAAAUAAUAUAUUUUCACUGUGUUUGUGAACUGUAUGUAUAUUUUUGGACCAUAGCAUAAUUAAUAUGCUUAUAUUUAUGACUAAUUAUUGUAUAAGGAAAUUUAAAGGACUUUUCAAUCAUUAUUUGCUGCUUAAAUAUAUCACAUACUCUUUUUCUUAGAUCAAUUUUAACCUGCAUUGAAAUUUAUGAUGUGUAUUUGUUUUUUUCCCACAUUACUUGGGUUAUAUUGAGAAUAAAAAGUCAACAUUAGGGACCACACAGCAGACUUUAAAUUGAUACAGUAUUGCAUGGAGUUACAGCUCAAUUUCUAGAUCUUUCCCAAAUUGAACAACUUUGAUUAGGGAAUGUCAAAAUGUGUAUUAACUCUAUAGAUGUAUCUGUAUGACUUUUGAUUUAGAAUUAUAGUACUGUUUUCUUCAGAAUUUUAAUUAUAAUAAACAUAUUGGUACA